Messenger RNA from Aphidius gifuensis, 830 nucleotides. RefSeq lists its product as uncharacterized. The transcript is spliced from 3 exons. The record is from RefSeq and is a predicted model, not a curated record. Lineage: Eukaryota; Metazoa; Arthropoda; Insecta; Hymenoptera; Braconidae. Bases 93 to 737 code for a protein of 214 amino acids.
AUCAAAUAAAUUUAACCGUUGGCCAUUUGGCAUAUUAUUAUUUAUUUAUAAUCAAGAGCUUUAAUAAUUUAUUAAUUUAUACCUACAUAAUAAUGAGUUUAUUUGCUGAAUUUAUACAACUUGGUAAACAAAUUGAUAAUGGUAUUAAAAAAUUAAAAAAACAAUGGGAAUCUCCUUUGGCAUUUAUAAAUGUCAGUGAUAAAAAUGCUCAAGUGGCUAGUCAUCAACAUCUUGAUAAUUUAUCUGUUAUGAUAAAAAGUAUUCGUAAUGAAGUUAUUGAGGACAAUAAAAUAAGCACUGAUUUUGUUAUUGAUGAAGACAGAUUUUUAUCUGAAUGUCAAGCAAUUUAUGAUGAAAUUAUUACUCAGAUGAUUGACAUUGACAUCUUGGUAGAAGAAUAUGGAUAUACUUAUCAAAAUACAUCAUACAAUUUAUCACACAAUGAGGGAGAAUCAAGUAUUCUUGCUCCAGAACUCAUGGAUAGUCGGUUGAUAAGUUCACCUGGUAAUUGUACAAUUAAAAUUGAAGAUGACAAUGAUGAUGAAGAAAAUUAUGAAAAUGUUUCUCCAAAUAAUAUUGUCACUCAACCAAAAUUUAUAAAAACACCAGUUAUCAAGUGUGCUCCUUCAACAAUCAAGCCUAAAAAUACAACUCAAAUUUAUGACAUUCAAUCAACACCCCUUCGUUCAUUUCCUGUUGAACCAACAUAUUCACCCUAUUAUUAUGAUCGUAAAUAAUUAUUAUUUUAUUACUUCAUAAUUAAACUCGGUGACUUUUGUACAUAAUAAAGUAAAAAAAAAAGCUUUGUAAUAAAUAUAAAUUAUUAUUUA